Pseudoliparis swirei is the source of this 2362-nucleotide messenger RNA. Its product is annotated as nuclear pore complex protein Nup93-like. Gene Ontology annotation, biological process: poly(A)+ mRNA export from nucleus; protein import into nucleus. NCBI's taxonomy places the organism in Eukaryota, Metazoa, Chordata, Actinopteri, Perciformes, Liparidae. The record is from RefSeq and is a predicted model, not a curated record. Gene Ontology annotation, cellular component: nuclear pore. Gene Ontology annotation, molecular function: structural constituent of nuclear pore. Bases 157 to 603 code for a protein of 148 amino acids. The transcript is spliced from 4 exons.
UCCAAUCAGCAUCGAGUCCAGAAGCGCCGGGCCAACAAACACACGUUCAUGCUGGCUGUCCGUUACCUCGGCUCAUCAACAUUGAACCGACUGUGAACACUUUCACCCGGGGGUACGGGCAGCACCAUACGUACGUCAGUCCCACACAACAGAGGUAUGGAUGCAGAGGGUUUCGGGGAGCUGCUGCAGCAGGCAGAGCAGCUCGCUGCGGAGACAGAAGCCGUGUCAGAGCUGCCGCAUGUUGAGAGGAACCUCCAGGAGAUCCAGCAGGCGGGGGAGAGGCUUCGUUCUCGCACCCUAACCCGCACCUCGCAAGAUGCUGCGGACGUAAAAGCGUCAAUCCUCCUUGGUUCCAGAGGUUUAGACAUCUUCCACAUCUCUCAGCGGUUGGAAAGUCUGAGUGCAGCCACCACUUUUGAGCCCCUGGAGCCAGUCAAAGAUACUGACAUACAGACGGUGAAGGAAAGCCCACUGACAUGCGCAUCAGCAGGUCCACUGCAGGAGGCAUCAGACACAGCCAGGUCCAAUGGACCCUAUGAGACGUGGAGUCACAAGGACUCCGGAGAGGAAGCAGAGUUAGUUAUGUACGAUGGAGAGAUGUAAAUUCAUCCAUAAGGAGAGAGGAGCUCAGUGUAUCCUCAAACGCCCCCGAGCAGCCUAUCGGCCUAUCGCAGCAUGUCUCGGGGCUGGACCAGGUGAACCUCUUUCCAGAUGAUGCACCCCCCGCUCACCCAUAUCCAGCCUAACACGAGUAGCAGUAGCCUCGUUUGACGACGAGCCUAUAUGAUCAUGAGGUCACAAUGCACACAAGUGUACGAAAUGAAACACAAUUGAUGCAAAAUGGCUACAUCCUGGUGGAUCUUGAGCUAAUUAUUUUUAGUUAAGGAAAAUAAUUAUUCCAUGAAUUAAGAUAAAAUAUGAACUCUUCAAUUGUUCAUACUCAUAGACAGGGUUCUUACGUCAUGGAAAACCUGGAGAAGUCAUGGAAUUUUAAAAUGGUCACUUCCAGGCCUGGAGAAGUCAUGGAAAAAACUUAAAUCAUAAAAGUUUUGGAAAAGUCCUGGAAAUGUGUUGUAAUCACAUGUUCAUUUACGCCGAGUUUGAAAUAAUUAUGAUUUUUAAAGAAAGACGCUCAAAAUAUAAGCCGGCGUACGCUCUCUCAAUACGCAACAUUUUCUAAAUUGUUCAUGUUUGUACCGAGAUUUCAGUUUGGUCAUGGAAAUUUGGUUUAAAGUCCUGGAAAUCCAUCGCUCAAAAUGUGUAUGAACCCUGUAUAGAGGAAACUCUGUAGUCAUCUGGUCAGAUACAGACAAAAGGCCGACAUAGCCGUGUAUAAUCGAUGCUAUGAUUGCACUCGGGCUGCAGAAACGAAUCGAUUAUUAGAAUAGUUGGCAAUGAAUUUAAUUUUGAUUCGUUGAACAGAAGUUGCGGAUACUGCGUCCACGCUUUGAGCUUAUGAACCUUCAAACAAUAUAUAUGGCAGCGUGGGUUCCCCUCAAGGUUCUCCGGCUUCCUCCCACAGUCCAAAGACAUGCAGCAGGUUAAUUGAUCUCUAAAUUGCCCAUAGGUGUGAAUGUGAGAGUGAAUGGUUGUAUGUCUCUAUAUGUGCCCUCGAUGGACUGGCGGCCUGUCCAGGGUGUCCCCUGCCUUCGCCCUAUGUCAGCUGGGAUCGGCUCCAGCGCCCCGCGAGGAUGAAGCGAUAUAGAGAGAUUAUAUAUAUAUACACACACAUAUAAGAGACACGCCAUGACCAAGUUUCCAGAAAAUAUAUUUAAUUAAACCAAAUUAAAAGGUGAACUGGAUAAGAUCGGCUAUGUUACAUGUGCAGGGCAACACAACAAAAGGAGUCAAAGAUGAAGCAGAGGGAGGCUGCUGGUAACAGUCGAGGCCAACUGGGAACAUGGGUGUUCCCAGUUGGCCAUAAUGAUCCCCGGCUACCCGGUCGGUAUAUGUGGAACACAUGACAGAUUGGUAAGGGAGGCGAGGCUCGACACAUGCUCUAAAAGUCUGCCUUUGAGACGAGCCUGGACAAGAUGGGCAGCUUAGACUCAACAUUGUAUGAAACAGCAAGGUGAGAACAAAAAGAGCUUAGUUUCAAGACAAUGAAAUGAAACCACCUGGUCCCAGCAAUUGGCCACAGUCCCAAUGCAAGUCCCCUUCUUUAACCCCUCUACUAACACAAGUGUACGUGUUUGAGGAGGAUGUUUGUUAACUGGACCCAGCACCUCUUCCCCCAGCUGGUGCUGAUUAGACCAAAGUCCUGAGCUGGUUUCUGAUGUGCUCUGUUGAACAUGAUGAAUGAACUGCUCCCCGACCCAUCAGACCAUCGACACAGGCCACCUGUUGUGAAAUGACCUUAUGC